Gasterosteus aculeatus aculeatus (three-spined stickleback) is the source of this 1395-nucleotide messenger RNA. RefSeq names its product dexamethasone-induced Ras-related protein 1. Gene Ontology annotation, molecular function: GTPase activity; G-protein beta-subunit binding; GTP binding. Gene Ontology annotation, biological process: signal transduction. The record is from RefSeq and is a predicted model, not a curated record. Lineage: Eukaryota; Metazoa; Chordata; Actinopteri; Perciformes; Gasterosteidae.
ACCGGCGCGUGACGCAUGACGCAUUCAGGCGACGCGCGGCACACUUCCCCUAUAAAUCCCCAGCCUGCUCCACUCUGGCUUCAGAAAGACAGCGAGGUCAGAACGCGCACAUCACAGGGAGGACUUGAAACCAUCUCCUGCCACCGCAGCACAGACCUCCGGGUGCGACCUGCUGCGAGAAUGAUUAAGAAAAUGUCCCAAUGCGAGAAUGAGUUCAACAUACCGGCCAAGAAUUGCCACAGGUUGGUGAUCAUGGGCUCCACUAAAGUCGGCAAGACAGCCAUCGUCUCUCGCUUUCUCAACGACCGAGUUGAGGACCAGUACACACCCACCAUUGAGGACUUUCACAGGAAACUCUACGGCAUCAGGGGAGAAGUUUAUCAACUGGACAUUUUGGACACGUCCGGGAACCAUCCGUUCCCUGCAAUGAAGAGGCUUUCGAUUCUUACUGGUGAUGUGUUCAUCUUGGUGUUCAGCCUGGACAGCAGAGACUCCUUCCAGGAGGUCCAGCGACUGAAGCGACAGAUCCACGAGUCCAAGUCGUGCCUGCGAAACAAAACCAAGGAGAACGUGGACGUCCCGCUGGUGAUCUGCGGCAACAAGUGUGACAGAGACUUCUACCGGGAGGUGCAGGAGGACGAGAUCGAGCAGCUGGUCGGUGGAGAAGAGCACUGCGCUUACUUCGAAGUAUCGGCCAAGAAGAACACCAACGUGGACCAAAUGUUUCAGACUCUCUUUACCAUGGCCAAGCUGCCGAACGAAAUGGGCCCCGGUCGCCACUGCAAGGUCUCUCUGCAGUACUGCGAAGUACUUCGGCGAAAGUCCCUCAAAAGCAAGAAGUGCAAAGACGGGAACGCGUACGGCGUUGUGGCGCCGUUUGCGCAGAGGCCCAGCGUGCACAGUGACUUGAUGUACAUAAAGGAGAAAGCUGUAGGAGGCAGCCGGGCUAAAGACAAGGGCUGCACCAUAUGCUGAUACAUUUUCUUGGGCCUUUUUCGGCAAAUGACUUGGUGAGACGUCCCAGAGCUGAAGCGUCGCUCAUGAGCGUUCGGGGCGCAUGAGUCCAAAUACUGUAGAGACUGCAACGCCUCAAGAGACGCACUGGGAUCCAAACUGUGAGGAGACACCUACAUGGGGGGAGGAAAGGGGCUAAGCUCAUAGGCCCGUUCCCGCAGUAGAUGCUGAGAAAAUCCUGUAAAAUCUGCCUCUGUAUUCGAUUGCCGAGAUGGACACAUGCAGGGGGAAAAAAAGAUUACAACCCCCAACACACACACUCUUGUUGGACUGUGAAUGUUUUUGGCAUUACGAACAAAUUAGAAUCCAAUUGUGUAUUUAUUAUGUCCAUAUCAGUAUUUGGAUAAGAGAGAAUAAAGCUUGUUACUUUCCUAGUCCAUA